UAUACAGCCUCCGUCCUCCUCGAUGGCCCAUCUCUCUUCUAUCUCAUAUCCUCUGUACGCCCUUCGCAGGCAUUCCGCAAGCAGACGAUUGCUACGCCAUGUCUGAACUGAAGAAGCUGAAUGUUUUGAUGUGUGGUACUGGAGAGUACACCACAGGGUGGACCGGCGCCGGGGCUUCAAAGUCGGACAAAAAGAUAGGAGUCGUUGCUUUGACCUGCUUUGACUUGCGCAGGCUCGGCAAGCUCGACCGUCUGAGCAUGGUUGGUGUGAAUGGUGGCAAGUUCCCUGCCAUCCGCAAACAUCUUCAGGAGAACAUUGGGAACGUAUACAAGGAUCUCGACGUAUCGUUUGACGCAUACCCCGAGGGCGACUCCGUAAAUGCCGAGGCUUACAAGGAAGCGAUUGACAAGCUGUCUCCUGGUGAUGCCGUCAUUAUUUUCACGCCGGACAGCACCCACUACCCCAUCGCUCUCUACGCUAUCGAGCACGGUCUGCAUGUCCUCGUCACCAAGCCUGCCGUGCAACUCCUUCAGCACCAUAGUGAACUAGUCGCCGCUGCGCAGAAGAAGGGCGUCGUCUGCUUCGUCGAGCACCACAAGCGGUUCGACCCUGUGUACAGCGACGCAAGGGCGCGCGCCGCCACCUUGGGCGAGUUCAACUUCUUCAGCGCGUGGAUGAGCCAGCCGAAGAGCCAGUUGGAGACCUUCCGCGCGUGGGCCGGCAAGGACUCCGACAUCAGCUACUACCUGUCUUCGCACCACAUCGACAUCCACUGCUGGUUCAUGCAAGGUCGCGCGGUCCCGACGCGCGUGACGGCCAGCGCUGCGACUGGUAUUGCGACAAGCGAGCCUUUCAAUUGCGUACCCCAGACAGAGGACACGAUCACCCUCCUCGUCGACUGGCAGUCGCUCUCGAGCUCAAAGCACAAGGGCACCGCGGUGUACACGGCGUCCUGGACCGCGCCGCUCAAGUCGGGCGUACACACCUCGCAGCAUUUCUACUAUAUGGCAGAAAAGGGCGAGAUCAACGUCGACCAGGCCCACCGCGGGUACGACAUCGUCAAUGACGAGACCGGCAAGGCGUGGUACAACCCCUUCUACAUGAAGUACUCGCCCUCGGAGAGCGGGCACUUCGAUGGCCAGCGCGGCUACGGCUACGUGUCGAUCGAGAAGUUCAUCGACGCCGCGCGGAGCGUGAACGCGGGGCAGACGACCGCGGCGGAGUACGACAAGCACGGGCUCCCGACGAUCGCGAACACGAUCCUCACCACCGCCAUCUUGCACGCCGGGCGCAUCAGUCUCGACGAGAAGCGCUCGGUCGGAAUCAAGCAGAACGGAAACGACUGGGUCCUCGAGUAAGCGGGUGGACGGACCUGAGCGUAUCUUCUCGGUCUGGUUCGUGGUGUGGGAAUGGACGGCCGUGGGUCGGGCUGGCGAGGUCGUGUGCCUGCGAUGAAGCUGAUGUGGGGAGUUCCUGCGUUGUUGAAGUCCGUGUGCGCUGGGCUGGGCAAAGUUACGACAAAAUGUAGUAGUGCGCACUGUGUAGGAUAUCCGCGACAGCGACAAAGC
This is a messenger RNA of Dichomitus squalens LYAD-421 SS1, 1568 nucleotides long. Its product is annotated as D-galacturonic acid reductase. Gene Ontology annotation, molecular function: oxidoreductase activity; nucleotide binding. NCBI's taxonomy places the organism in Eukaryota, Fungi, Basidiomycota, Agaricomycetes, Polyporales, Polyporaceae. Bases 99 to 1358 code for a protein of 419 amino acids. Gene Ontology annotation, cellular component: cytoplasm. Gene Ontology annotation, biological process: NADPH regeneration. The record is from RefSeq and is a predicted model, not a curated record. The transcript has 13 exons.